This is a messenger RNA of Aspergillus mulundensis, 1263 nucleotides long. RefSeq lists its product as uncharacterized. NCBI's taxonomy places the organism in Eukaryota, Fungi, Ascomycota, Eurotiomycetes, Eurotiales, Aspergillaceae. Bases 1 to 1263 code for a protein of 420 amino acids. The transcript has 3 exons. The record is from RefSeq and is a predicted model, not a curated record.
AUGAAGCAGUUUCUCACUUUUUCUUUCCUUGGGACGGCCCUUGGGUAUGCCCACCGCAAGCGGCAGGACGGCCCUGUAGAUUCCUCAACUUCGCCCGACUGCACCUGGUACGACACGGCCCUGGACAGCUCCUACGACUGCGCCUACUUUGAGUCCAUGUGGGCAUUGACCCAUGAGCAGUUUGUUUCCUACAACCCGUCUGUCGAAGACGACUGCAGCGGCAUUGUCGUGGGCAACUCGUACUGCGUCGAGGUCAACUAUGGGACCCCCCUGCCUACGCCGACCACUGCAGAGCCCACGGCCACGGCUAGCCCUAAGCCUUCGCCCACCCAGGAGGGCCUGGCCGACACCUGCACCGCCUUUUAUAUGGCCGCUACUGGUGACUCCUGCCAGAAGAUCGUCGACAAGUACCGCACUUUUACUGUGGAUGACUUUCUUACUUGGAAUCCGGCUGUUGGCGAGGACUGCGCUGGCCUCUGGGCUGAGUACUACUAUUGUGUCGGCGUGCCUGGUACACCGACCACCCCCCUCCCUACACCCACGACAACCCCAACCCCGACAGGUCCUUCGCCCACGCAGGAUGGCAUCGUCGAAAACUGCACUACCUUCUAUCAGGCAGCAAAAGGCGACACUUGCCAGAAGAUAGUGUCCAAGUACGGUACCUUUACCCAAGAAGACUUGAUUACCUGGAAUCCGGCCUUGGGGGAUGACUGCUCCGGUCUAUGGGCCGAGUACUACUACUGCGUCGGUGUUCCAGGGUCCCCAACUACAAGGCCUACCACGUCCACGUCCACGUCUACAGCGACUACAUCCUCCGGACCAUCGCCGACCCAGACCGGCAUUAUCGGCACAUGUACCUCGUUCCAAAAGGCUGUCAAAGGUGACACCUGUGCCGCUAUCGCCCAGGAACACGGCACAUUCACGCUCGACGAGUUCCUUGAAUGGAACCCGGCUGUUGGCAGCGACUGCUCGGGGCUUCAAAUUGGAUAUUACUAUUGUGUUGGAAUCCCCGGCACGCCAACAGAGCCACCAGCAACAACAACCACAGCAACGAACCCGGGCUGCACAAGUGCACCAACCCCAACGCAGCCUGGGGUCUCCUGCUCGUGCAAGAAGUGGCACAAGGUGGUCAGCGGUGACACCUGCGCCAGCAUCCAGAUAGAGUACAACAUUUCCGUCGCCAACUUCAACAAGUGGAAUCCGGGGGUGGGCAGUGACUGCUCGACGCUGUGGCUGGGGUAUAAUGUUUGUGUGCGCAUGUGA